UACUCACUAUCCAGAGCAGGGAUCGGAACCGGUUUUUUGCAAAAACAUCGAAAUAACCAUAUAUUUCGGUUUAUUUUAUACUCUAAAUGUAGGACUUAGUUGUGUUUUCAGAUAACGACUUCGUAUUAGUAGAUUGCCUAAUUAGAAAUGAAGUAAUUAACAAAGAACGAAAAAAUACCGUUUUCGUUCCCAUACAAAAAAUACCGGUUUCCGAUCCCUGAUCCAGAGACUUGUACGCUUCGGUGAUAGGAUCCUACCCACAGACCUUUUUCCUCAUUGAUCCUAGCAGUGAAACGAUGACAGUGACAUUGACUGACACUCCAGUUGACAGUAGUAUUAGUAGUAGUACGACUAGUACGCCAUUUUCGCGCCAUGUCUGUGUUGAUUAAGUUGAUUUUUUUCAAUCAGGAAUCAGGAUUAUUGUGAGGCGAAAGAGGACGCUGUAUUACAUUAUCUUUUUACAGAAGAUAAUCAUCUGUUUGUGUUGAAUGUAGUUUUUCAACUGGUGAAUACAAUGAACGACCUCCAGUAUAUUAUCGAUAGACAAUUUGGCAUAUGCAGCCGCUAUAAUUAUGACAACGUGCUCAAGCGACUGGUGGUGGACGGUGCGGAGUGUUUUUACGGGCUGCAGCCUUCGAGUGCGGUUCCCGCAGCCUCACUCGAUCAGCAGGACCCGCCAAUCUUUGCAUGCCGAUUCUCUGAAGCUGCCGGCUAUGAAAACAUCUUGGCCUUAGCUAAUGAAGACGGGAAAGUGGCUAUUCAGGAUACGUCAAAGAUAAGCUUCACAGGAGCCCUAGAAAGCUUCCAGUGCCACAACAAUGCCGUGUUUGACUUGGCCUGGGCGCCGCGCUCCCUCAGCUUUGUUACUGUCUCAGGAGAUCAUACAGCCAGUUUGUGGGAUGUGGCAGAGAGCACUCCAAAGCGUGUCCUUGUAUUCUCCAACCACACACGCUCUGUCAAGACAGCUGUUUUCCGCCCUAACGAGCCCUCGGUUUUUGCGACGGGGGCUCGAGAUGGACACAUCCUUGUAUGGGAUGUAAGAUGCGGGCAACCCGCUGUUGUCGUUAAACCCGACAACUGCCUCAUGAACUGCCACUCCUCAUUCACACCAAAAACACCAGGUUCACAUACUAAAAGGCCCCGACUUGAUAACCAUAGGUCCAUCAGCAUCACUGGUCUAGUUUUUCAAGACGACACGACCCUAAUAUCAUGCGGCGAAUGCGACGGUAACAUCAAAGUGUGGGAUUUAAGAAAGAAUUAUACUAUUUAUAAAAGAGAACCACUACCAAAACAUUCUAUACCAUAUUGUGGAAGUUCGACAAAGAAUGGUUACACAAAUCUCAUAAUUGACGAUGCUAGGAUGAGACUCUACGCGAGCUGCAUGGAUAAUGUAAUUUACUGCUUUAAUAUUUCAACGUAUAAUUCCCUGCCAGAGCAAAGGUACGUCGGCCAUGAAAAUAGCACAUUUUACAUCAAAACUAGUCUUAGCCCUGACAGUAUGUAUUUAGUUUCUGGCAGUAGCGAUAAGAACGCUUACAUUUGGAACAUAAAAUAUUCUGAGCCGGUUGUAAAGUUGGUUGGGCACUGGGCCGAGGUCACAUGCGCUGCGUGGUGCCACAAGGGCGACAUGAAGAUCGUCACUUGCAGCGACGACGCAAGGCACAAGAUCUGGAGAAUAGGGAAAGAGUUUGUAUCAGAUCAUGAACGGAACAUGGAACUGAAGGGGCACGCCGAGGUCGUCCCAAGGACUGACAUAACCAGUCUACCAAAGUGGGGCACUCUGGACCGAACACCCAGCUCAUUAAAGCGGAAAUUGGUGACAACUCCAGGCUCAUACAGCUCUAAACGCAUGCGUUCAGACAGUACUUCUGUAAAGAAAACUAAGAGAUGUCUAACAGAUCUGAUGAACGCUUCUAGAGAGGCAGAUGAUGCCGAAAUCCUAGUUAAACGGUUAAAGCUAGAUAUGGUCCCUGAGGAUGACGAGCCGAAGUUGCUUCCUGCCGGCAUUAAGAGGCACAGUGAUGUGUUAGACAACACCAGUCCUGUCCACUUAUCCUUUGAUUCAGGUCAAAUGUCAAGUGAUUGGAACUAUAUAGCACCGAAAGCUGGAACUUCAUUUAUGACACCCACCAAAAACUAUGAAAAGAAGGUAUGCAGGAAACUGUCUCCGAAAUCACCUAAAACUAUUACGCCACCUUCAAUGCCUAGUUGUUCACCAGUAAGUGUUUCUCCAACUAAACUUAGAAUAAUAAGUUUCAACACUCCCACUAAAAAUUUACCUAAUUUUGUGCUUGAUGGAGAGGCGCCACAUUUAAGACUGAUGUCACCUGUUAAGAAAAAACAGGACACCACUAACUGGCUCACACGUAUCGUGCGAGAAAAAAAAGGAAGAAAUGGCAAUCAGGAAGCACUCGAAAAAGACGUCGUUGCGCCGCUUAGUCCUAAAGAGAAUAUACCUGUUAGAAGGAAUUCUGUAACAGAAAAAACACCCAAAUCUGGCAAAAAAUCUAGAACACUGUUGACAUACUUCUCAGUUGCCAAUAAAGGCAAAUAAACUAUUACAUAUCAUACACAAAUUCUGUGAUGCAUUUCUUCGCAGAGAUGCCAAGUUGAAUAUGUGUGAAAAAUUAUUAGAAAAGGUUGCGAUCGAUAGACAGGCCCCACUUUUAAGACUAAUAAUUUAUUACCGAGCUGUAUAAAUAUAAUUGCCAUCUGUAUUGGUCUCGAAGUCGCAUGAGCGUGUUCCUAGUAAAGUGGUUGAGCCUAAUGCAAGCAGCUGAGUAUUGAUUAAAUUAAGUCACUUAGAAUUAAGGGCAAGUUCCUGGAGCUUAUGGGCGAAUUUAAAUAUUUUGAUUUUGAAACUGACUAUUUUUCUCUGACCGUAUUAUAUAUAUAAAUGAAAAAAUACUUAGAGCCCUAUUUAAAGUGGAGUUCAAUAUACAUUGCAAAUAAUGUAAAUAAAUACGACAAAUUUUGUUAGCAUUUGCCAUAUAACCUAACAAUGUUACGAAGGCUGUUUUCACUGCAAUAUUUAUGGUUAAGUAAGAGGAGACAUGGGGGGUAAUUAGGGUUCCGUAGCCAAAUGGCAAAAAACGGAACCCUUAUAGAUUCGUCAUGUCCGUCUGUCUGUCCGAUUCUGUCACAGCCUCUUUUUUUUCCAUACGAACGUUCACGACAUUUUCCUCCCUUGAUUUUGGCCCUAGAUGAUUUUUUUAUACGAGUUCAAUAUUACCAGUAGCUGUGUCUGUACGUUUAGAUUAUUUGAUAUUGUUAUUUUUAUAAGAGCCAAGUUGCUAAAAAGCUCUAAAUACGGCCAAAUAUUGCGCCGUAAACAGACGCCUAGCAUACAAAAUCGGCAACAAUCCUUAUCACACUAAUUUUAGGAGCCGCCUCCUUCAGCGCGACGAAGAUAUUCACCUAAAGUUCUCAAAUCUGAGAAUAUUUUAACUAAAAAAACGACCAACAGCAUGUCGGGCCAUGCUAACUGUAGGGUUCCGUAGUUAUUCGUCUGUCACAAUAAUGCUGCUUUGAACAGAAGUAUAUUAGUAUGCAUCAUGUACAGUCGCAAAAGGAAGUACCUUGCCGGCGCUUUGUACUAAUAGAGCAAGAUCCCAGAGCCACCAGACCUUACUUAUUUUCUCAUGACUAAAAUGUAUGGGACAAAUGGCCGUCGGGCCAAUAUAGCAAGUAUGCAGACAUUAAAAGUACAUACUAUACUAUACUAUCCCAUACAUUUUAUUCAUGAGAAAAUAAGUAAGGUCUGGCGGCUGUGGGAUCUUGGACUAUAAGAAGGAAGACUUUAUGCAAUAACUCUAAAACGGCUUAACCGAUCAUGGUCGCUAUAGUUUUCGUUGGAAGUAUUUACUAAGCGUUACUUUUACGAUUUUUUUCAUAUUUUUUGGAUCCAAGGUUCAAAAGUUAGACUAUACACUUUUUUUUUCUUUCGGACGAAUUAUUUCGGAAAAUUUAAGUUUGUUGAAAAAUAGUUGUUGGAGACCCCUAUUCGUUUUUAAAGACCUAUUCAACGACACCCCACACCAUAGGGUUAAACAUAUAUUUUUAUACCACAUUGCAGUUUUCUAGCACUAAGAUCACGGAGCAAAGCCGCGGAAAGACAACCCGACAUAAAGGGUUACUUACGAAACUAGGCAAGGGUUCCUUGUACUAACGAACGUACUGUAGACUACAAACCCCUAAACCCGAAAGAUUUAAGUUUAAGUAUACACUGCUCAUAAGAUCAUAGUUGUACUUUAAAAGUGCGAGAAAACGAAGUAACGGACGUAAAUUGAUUUGUUUACAUUACAAUUUCUAUUGAACUCCACUUUAGUUGUUAAGCUACUGUUAUGGAUCUGUCAGCUGUCAAGUCGGUGACAUUUCUGGCCAAGUCAAUUUUAUAUUAUAAUAACUAGUUGUGCAAAGCAAAUAAAUGCUGACCCGCUUGGAAGA
Molecule: messenger RNA, 4446 nt
Organism: Cydia pomonella (codling moth)
Lineage: Eukaryota; Metazoa; Arthropoda; Insecta; Lepidoptera; Tortricidae
Gene: l(2)dtl
Product: protein lethal(2)denticleless
Exons: 4
Coding region: 515-2554 (679 amino acids)
Biological process (GO): mitotic G2 DNA damage checkpoint signaling; proteasome-mediated ubiquitin-dependent protein catabolic process
Cellular component (GO): nucleus
Molecular function (GO): protein-macromolecule adaptor activity; protein binding
Source: RefSeq, a predicted model, not a curated record